AUGCCGUCACCAUCUACCCCACCCUUGUCGUCUCCGCCUUCGCCCACGGCUCCUCACAAGCUCAAGAAUGGCACCCUCCUCACCCCACUUCGACUCACCCGUAGUAAGCUUUCGAAUAUGGCUCCUCCUACCCCACAGUCACUGGUCACAUCGAGGAUAUCAUCCGAAAUCCAGGGCCAUUCUGGAGAACUUACUUCACACUCACCAAACCAGAAAUUUCAUUUAGCUGGCGACCCCAACUGGAGAAUUCGUGAGGAAAGCGUUUCUCCUCGCGAUUCUUGCCACGACAGCCUCGAAGAGGACGAGCAAGCGCCACUACCUACAACCCCGAAUAAGUUGACUGGACCAUUUACCCCUCAAGUAACCAAGAAGUCUCGGACCCCACUGCGAUUCGAUCUUCCCAAUAUCUACAUCUCUGAUAAUCCAACUAUACGUGGUAGCUUUACCGACCCUCCGCCCCGGCGACGAGAAAUGCGACCGUUAUUCAAUAAGUGCUAUGACUCCAAAGUAGAUCAAACUAAGAGCCCUAGCCGGGCGUUGACCCCACAAGAACGCACAGCCCUCUUUGGAUCCCCCCUUUCCCCCGCUUUUAGGUCUCUUGUGGGAACGAAAUGCGCAUCAUGUGGCGGAGAUGAGCGACUGUCCCUGCUGGAGCCUUGUCGACAUCAGAUAUGCGCCUCUUGUGUGACAGGAUCCCUUAAUGUUGUUGGCGAAAAAGACAUGAUUUUCCUUUCAGAUAGCUCGACCAUUCGGACGCAUACAGUCGGAAAUCUCGCCAAAGUCUCGCCUUCUAUGAAUUCUUCACGCAGGAUUCCCUUCUCUCAAGAUUCUUCGGGCUCGCCAGGAUCGUAUUUCACAACACCAUCACGCAUAGAUACUCGCAUCUCUUCAGACCUUGAAGUUGACCUUUCAAUAAUGGUUUUACGCAUCGAUAAUAUUCCCUGGGACGUUACCCCACCUAUGAUUGAAAAAUGGCUAGGGAGCCCUACUUUGAUCUGCCAUGUUCUCUUAGAUCGUGUAGAUGGCCGGACUCUAAAUCACGCUUACGUAGAGACGACGACCGAAAACGCGAGAUCUGCCUUGAGAACUCAUCAAAACAAGGUGUUAGGAUAUGGCCGUCGUGCACGUGCAGUCACAAUCACUUUGUCGAGCCAGGAGGAACUUAUGCAUGUUCUUUUCCCUUCCUGGCCCGGAAAAUUCGAGGGUUCAUUGCCGAUUUAUGAAACAUCGGCUAGCGACUCUCGGUUGUCGGUCACAGGAAACCUACUCACAGAAUCAGAACUGGGGAUUAUUCUGCACUUGAUUCAAUCCCCCAAGUCUCAUUUUUUAAAAGCGCCCUGCCUUGCGUAUUGGUCGUUGAUUAGCGUACUCGCCAAAGUUCCUGUGCCCGAUGUGUUUGCCCCAGGGACCUUACCUGAGGCAUUGUUUGGGGUACGCGAUCGGGAAGACAUCACCACUUUUGCCCUCGAACAAUAUGAACUUCUUGUUGGCACGCGGGAAUAUGAACCUCUUGUACACACGAAGCUUAUCGACGCAGCGCUUCGGUGCAGAGCAUUCACUGAUCACCAGCUUAAUCACCUAUUCCGCUUCACCAAUCAGCUCUCUUCAGCAAUGCAUGUCAACCAACCAUCCAACUCAGAGACUCCUAUAUAUUCUCGUAAUCAACUAUACUUGGCCCCCCCACCUACUGGCGUAAUGAUACAACCUCAAGGUUUUAAUGAAGGUCGCGGGGCAGACCCCGGCCGGUCGGUGAUGCUAGAGGCUUGCAACCGUGUCGCUCAAGAUUUCGGCCUGGAUUCCACGCUAGUGCAUGCUUUAGCGGAACGCCUAGUUUUUCAUAGUUCGAUCGGUGUACCCCCUUCUGAACACCAUUGA
This is a messenger RNA of Rhizoctonia solani, 1875 nucleotides long. RefSeq lists its product as uncharacterized. Lineage: Eukaryota; Fungi; Basidiomycota; Agaricomycetes; Cantharellales; Ceratobasidiaceae. The record is from RefSeq and is a predicted model, not a curated record. The transcript is spliced from 10 exons. Gene Ontology annotation, molecular function: nucleic acid binding. The coding region runs from base 1 to 1875 and encodes 624 amino acids.